AUGGACUCGACGCUUCCGAGACAGCGGGACGAAGCGCGAGAAGGAAGGUCUGCGCCAACCUCGCGUCUUCCUUCUCCCCCGCCGUCGCUACCUGCGCGCCCGAAGUCACCGGAAUACUUCCCUCCCACCGGGCAGGGUAUCAGCACGGUGACAGACUCGCCGCGCAGAGGAGGCGAGCGCUCUCCGCGCCGAUGGGAUGACAACCGACGUCGAGACGGUGAUCGGGACCGCGAAUGGCGACCAGAACGAGAUGGCCGCGAUCGUGCCCUUCGUCGAGACAGAGAGGAGCGUGAUCGUGAGCGUGACAGGCGACGAAAUGACCCCGACCGCUACUAUCGCCCUGAUCAGGAUGGAGACCGGGAUCGCGACUAUCGGCGAGCUCGGGACGGAGAGCGUCUUGGCGGCAGAGAGGACCGUUGGGAUCAUGAGCGUGACCGCCCCGAUGACCGUCCUGUGAGGAGAGACCCUCCUCCGCACGUCAUGCCUCCCUUCCGGGGUACACUGAACGAUGAUCGUUCUCGAUCCACGACGCCUCGCCCUUAUCGCUCCGGUCCCAACUCCCCGCACCCUUACGGCGGCCCCGACCUGAAGGCGCGACGUGAAGAGCGCGAACGAGUCGAGUUCUCCAUCUGGCCUCCCUCCCCCGAGCGGCCGUUCGCUGAGCUCGAAGCUGAGCGUAACGAACGCGCGGAGCGAAACGAGCGGCGUGAACGCGAUCGAGACCGUGACCGCGACCGCGACGACCGCAGGUCGAAGAAGAAGAGCCGCAGACGGCGGUACGACUCUGACGAAAGCGAAGACGAGCGUGAGCGUCGACGCCGGCGGAGGAAGGAGAAGGAACGCCGUCGCGAUCGGGACGACGAGGACCGCAGCGAACGGCGACGGGACCGAGACAGGGACGACGAGUGGGAGGAACGUCGCAGCCGCUCACCGAAACGGAGCAGGAGCCGCAGGAGCUCGUCUCGUUCUCGCUCGCGCUCUUUCGCCGUCGACACCCGCGACGUUUCCUCCGCCACCCCCGCUCCUAUCCUCGAGGAGGACGACGGACCUGAAGUCGGCCCUCAGCCGCCGUCCGAGCUGCAGAUCGCCGGCCGCUUCGAGCGCGAAGCUGGCAAGAACCUGCUUCCAGGCGAAGCAGCCGCGAUGCGACAGUACGUCGAGUCUGGGCAACGUAUCCCGCGCCGCGGCGAGAUUGGCCUGGACCAGAACAAGAUCAUGCAGUACGAGGCGUCCGGUUUCGUCAUGUCCGGCUCUCGCAAUGCGCGCAUGAACGCGGUGAGAGUCAGGAAGGAGACGCAGGUCGUCAACGCGCAGGACAAGAUCGACCUGAUGAAGACGAAGAAGGAGGAGGCGGAUCGCAAGGAGGGAGAGAUCAUCAGCCAGUUCCGGGAGAUGGUCGAGGAGAGGCUGAGGGAGGAGGAGAGGAAGAGGAGAGACCGCGCGUAG
Trichosporon asahii var. asahii CBS 2479 is the source of this 1446-nucleotide messenger RNA. RefSeq lists its product as uncharacterized. The record is from RefSeq and is a predicted model, not a curated record. The coding region runs from base 1 to 1446 and encodes 481 amino acids. Gene Ontology annotation, cellular component: nucleus. Lineage: Eukaryota; Fungi; Basidiomycota; Tremellomycetes; Trichosporonales; Trichosporonaceae. Gene Ontology annotation, biological process: regulation of gene expression. The transcript is spliced from 3 exons. Gene Ontology annotation, molecular function: chromatin binding.